Molecule: messenger RNA, 2625 nt
Organism: Ceratotherium simum simum (southern white rhinoceros)
Lineage: Eukaryota; Metazoa; Chordata; Mammalia; Perissodactyla; Rhinocerotidae
Gene: HPS4
Product: HPS4 biogenesis of lysosomal organelles complex 3 subunit 2
Biological process (GO): protein targeting; vesicle-mediated transport; melanosome assembly
Cellular component (GO): lysosomal membrane; cytoplasmic vesicle; BLOC-3 complex
Molecular function (GO): small GTPase binding; guanyl-nucleotide exchange factor activity
Source: RefSeq, a predicted model, not a curated record
UGAUGUUUGAACGGGAAGCUUCAACACUUUUAAAAGAAACUUCAGAAUGGCUUUGAACCAGACGAGCUAGAAAUCACUUCAGGAUACCGCCUUCAGCAUGCAUCUCCCCUGGUGGGCUUUCCUGGCGAGGAGCUCUUUGAAGAGAUCGUUCUGCAGAGAACCGGAGAGCUGAUGCUCAUGGAACCAGAUGAGUGGAUUUGACUUUUCUGGUAGGAUUCUCUUGCUUUAUUAUAUUCUCUCCCGGAGUUCUAAGAGGUGUGGAGGUAUUCAUGGAACGGACGGGCCUGCAAGGAAGGGAAGUAGCACUUUCAUGCUGAAUGAAGACUAAGCAAGUAACGGUUGUGACUGAAAACACUUAAACCGCCCACGUCCAGAGUCACUGGAUUGGGGACGCAGAGGAACGGUCACCGCUGGAGAGAAAGAAGUGAUACUGGAAAAGAAAACCCAAAUGAAGAGAAUGAGGAGAACUGGGAAGUAAAUGGCCGCCUCCAGCUCAGCAGAGACGAAGCCCGCCUCCUGGUGGCAUUAUUUUUUCCUUUAUGAUGGUUCAAAGGUAAAGGAAGAAGGAGACCCGACGAGAGCUGGCAUUUGUUAUUUUUACCCUUCUCAGACCCUGCUUGACCGACAGGAGUUGCUUUGCGGACAGAUUGCUGGAGUUGUCCACUGUGUUUCUGACAUUUCCGGCUCUCCUCCCACUCUCAUUCGUCUGCGGAAACUUAAGUUCGCCAUAAAGGUUGACGGAGAUUACCUCUGGGUGCUGGGCUGUGCCGUGGAGCUCCCUGACGUCAACUGCACGCAGUUUCUGGAUCAGCUCAUUGGAUUCUUUCAUUUUUACAACGGUCCUGUUUCUCUGGCUUACCAGAACUGUUCUCAGGAAGAACUGAGCGCUGAGUGGGACACCUUCAUUGAACAAAUUCUAAGAAACACCAGUGAUCUGCAUAAGAUAUUCAAUUCCCUCUGGAACUUGGACCAAACUAAAGUGGAGCCCCUGUUGUUGCUGAAGGCAGCCCUCAUUCUGCAGACCUGCCAGCGCUCGCCUCACGUUCUGGCUGGCUGCAUCCUCUAUAAGGGACUGAUUGUUAGCACCCAGCUCCCACCCUCCCUCACGGCCAAGGUCCUGCUUCAUCGAGCUGCACGUCGGGACCAGAGAAUACCUACAGGAGGGGAGGCCCUGCAGGACCAUGAAGCAGCACUCCCCCUGAAUGUCCAGAUCAUACCUGUUUUCCUGACCGAAGAGGAAGCCGUCAGUCUCCGUGAGUUCCCGGGGGAGCCGAUAACGAGCUCUCCUGCACCUCCAGCCAGACUCCAGGAGUGCGCAUCUGCCCUGAGAGCAGAUGCCCCCAGGCAUGUGGAAUCCACGGCCUGGACCUUAGCCACCACCCCUGAGCCCACGUCCACUGACGUUUCUUGGCCGAAUGGCAAGGGAGAGAACGGACACGUGUCUGACCACGAUCUGGAGAGCAUCAAACCUGCAAAGCUGCCCCACACUCCGUGGGACAGGGGUCCUGGCCUCGGCUGCUCCCUGGUGAAGGACCCUGGUUCGUCCAGGGGGAUAGAGGACCUGGACCUGUCUGAACUCCACAUUCCAGAAGCUCAGGAAAUGGAGACAUCCUCAGGUUCUCUUGCCUUCCUGUGUGUGCGCGCCCCAGAUGCUAGUGGUCCCCGCUGCAAAGAAUCUGUCAGUGACUCUGGCAACCCAGAACCCAAGCCGCCUGAGGCCCUACCUGUGGGCACAGCCAUUGGUGGCUUCCUCUCUCCCUCUGCUCUGGAGAUGCUCUCCCUCAAUGGAUCCCUAGAACAGCGUGAAGACCUUCCUGGUGACAGCAGCCCAGCCUCCAUUCCCAGAGAAGACUGCCUCCCUAGAAGGACGAGCUGGCCGUUGUUAUCGCCUCACUUAGAUUCGAGGCGGACAGGAACUAAGCUUCCCGUGGGGGAGCAAGGCACGCAGCAGCGUGUUGAUGGAGUUCACGAGAGCCGCUCAGCCCCCCACCUGGAAUGCAGCUCAAGCUUGGGAGACUCUCAGAGCGCUGGCCCCUCUGCAGAUGGAAUUGACUGGGGGUCGACCCCAGCAUCCCGCGCGGGACUCGUGCGGAUGAACCUCUACACUCACAGUGUUAAAGGGCUGGUGCUGUCCCUGCUGGCCGAGGAGCCGCUGCUGGGAGACGACGCAGCCGUCGAGGAGGUGUACCACAGUAGCCUGGCGUCCCUGAACGGGCUGGAGGUCCACCUGAAGGAGACGCUGCCCGGAGACGAGGCUGCCCCCACAAGCAGAACAUACAACUUCACGCAUUUCGACCGCAUUCAGAACGUGCUGACGGCGAACCUGCCUCAGGUGGCCACGCCCCAGGACCGCCGCUUCCUCCAGGCCGUCAGCCUGAUGCAUGCCGACUUUGCCCAGCGGCCUGCGCUGUACGAGAUGACCAUCAGAAAUGCAUCCACAGCUGUGUAUGCCUGUUGCAGCCCUGUCCAGGAAACCUACUUCCAGCAGCUGGCGGCCGCAGCGCGGAGCUCCGGCUUCCCCAGUCCGCAGGACGGCGCCUUCAGCCUCCCGGGCAAAGCCAAGCAGAAGCUGCUGAAGCAUGGGGUGAACUUACUCUGAGCUGCGCCGUGGGAGGACGCACCGCA